CGGGGCGGCCGGGCGUGCUCAUGGCGGCCGGGGUAGCCGCCGAGGUGCUCGAGACCCGCGAGCACCUCUUUAAGGUGCUGGUCAUCGGCGAGCUCGGCGUGGGCAAGACCAGCAUCAUCAAGCGCUAUGUCCACCAGCUCUUCUCCCAGCACUACCGGGCCACUAUCGGGGUGGACUUCGCCCUCAAGGUCCUCAACUGGGACAGCAGGACGUUGGUGAGGCUGCAGCUGUGGGACAUCGCGGGACAGGAGCGAUUUGGCAACAUGACCAGAGUAUACUAUAAAGAUGCUGUUGGUGCUUUCAUAGUCUUUGAUAUAUCGAGAGGUUCCACAUUUGAGGCAGUCUUGAAAUGGAAGACUGAUCUGGAUAGUAAGAUCCAUCUUCCUAAUGGCAGCCCUAUUCCUGCUGUCCUCCUAGCUAACAAAUGUGACCAGAAAAAGGAGGAUGGCCAUAGUCCUCCCCAGAUGGACCAGUUCUGCAAAGAACAUGGCUUUAGUGGAUGGUUUGAAACAUCUGCCAAGGAUAACAUAAACAUAGACGAAGCAGCCCGAUUCCUGGUAGAGAAUAUUCUUGCAAACCAUCAAAGCUUUCCUAAUGAAGAAGACGAUGUGGACAAAAUUAAACUGGAUAGAGAUUGCUCGUCAAAGGGAGCGAGCACAUCGCAGUGCUGCUAA
Orycteropus afer afer is the source of this 674-nucleotide messenger RNA. The record is from RefSeq and is a predicted model, not a curated record. NCBI's taxonomy places the organism in Eukaryota, Metazoa, Chordata, Mammalia, Tubulidentata, Orycteropodidae.